Achroia grisella is the source of this 812-nucleotide messenger RNA. Its product is annotated as myeloid differentiation primary response protein MyD88-B-like. NCBI's taxonomy places the organism in Eukaryota, Metazoa, Arthropoda, Insecta, Lepidoptera, Pyralidae. The transcript has 3 exons. Gene Ontology annotation, biological process: signal transduction. The record is from RefSeq and is a predicted model, not a curated record. The annotation marks the transcript as partial.
AGUAAUAAAAUAAAUAAAAUUAUAUUUCAUGUAUUACAGCUGUGUACGAUACUGGACUUGGACCCCGGCCACGAGACGCCGUACGCACCCGUCGCCCAACUCAUCUCCGAGCGGUGUUACCGUAUAAUCCUAGUUUAUUCGCCGGCGUUUCUCAGCAGUCGUGCCAACUCAUUCUACACAGACUACGCACAAGCUGUUGGCAUUGAAUCUAAACAACGCAACAUAAUCCCAAUAAUCUACCGGCCGUGUCGGCUGCCCGUUAACCUCACAUACUACCACAAGCUGAUUUACCAGCCCGACAAGUGGGCGCCGUACGACUUCUGGGAGAAACUCAGCGAGUCGCUGCGACAAGUGCAAAUACCUAGAGCAAACGGCAUGUGCUCUUCAACGUCGACUCUCGACAUAACGGAAAUGUCGAACACCAUGACCGAAUUCAUGACCAGCUCGCAGCUGAGCGUGAGCACCAGCGACAUGGACACCAACCAUAUCGUCAUCACGCACCCUGAUGAUAGCACCUCCAUCAGCGACUUCAGCAGCGGCGGCAGAGACAAGAAGAAGAAUGGAGUGUUCCGUAAAGUUCGCAAAUUCUUCCGGGGCCCGAAGGACCCAUAGACUUUAUAUUUGCAUUGACUCAUGUAAUCUUCGCUUGUUAACUCUUAUUUGUAUUGAGAAUUAUUUCUUUUUAAUAUGAUGAAGUCUGUGGUGCAGUACAUGUAUAUAGACAGUUGUUGUCACAUUUUUUUUAUGUAAGCGAAAUAGCAAACAAUGUGUUCGACCUGAUGAUAAGCAAUUAAAAAGGAUGGUAAUCCUGA